AUGAACAAAAAUAGAGACAAAAACAAAGCCCAAGGAGAUACGGAGGAUGAGAUUACAGAGAUCGUAGCGCAAAAGAAUGUUAUUAAUGUUGAAGAAGAAAUUGCUGGUCCGAAAGCUGAUCUGAAGUUGAGUCCAGAAAAAGUAUUAUUAUACAAUGGUUUAGAUGAUGCAGGAAAAGUUAUGUUUUUGGAUAUACUUAGGAGAUUGGAAGAAGAAAAGAAAGAAGGAAGAGAGGAAGGAAGAGAGGAAGGAAGGAAGGAAGAGCGUAAAAGAGGCAUAUUCUACGUAAACUUAGUUAUUAGUCUUGAAGGAAGUUACUCAACCAUCUUGAUAAAAAAUAUUAACCAUAAUUGCUGCUGCGCUGAUCAAUGUGCUUAA
Molecule: messenger RNA, 378 nt
Organism: Rhizophagus irregularis DAOM 181602=DAOM 197198
Lineage: Eukaryota; Fungi; Glomeromycota; Glomeromycetes; Glomerales; Glomeraceae
Source: RefSeq, a predicted model, not a curated record